Molecule: messenger RNA, 438 nt
Organism: Aspergillus japonicus CBS 114.51
Lineage: Eukaryota; Fungi; Ascomycota; Eurotiomycetes; Eurotiales; Aspergillaceae
Exons: 3
Coding region: 1-438 (145 amino acids)
Source: RefSeq, a predicted model, not a curated record
AUGUCUCUUUCCCCAGUUUUCCCUAACCUCCAGCUGUCUCUCACCUCCUCGUCCUCCUCGUCCUCCUCCUCCUCGACGUUCAAUCACACUCAGUCCGCCACCAUGCGCUACACAGCCAUCCUUUCCUUCCUGGCGCUGACUGCCCACCCGCUCACAGCCCUGGCUCAAGGUAGUACAGUGGGUGAUCUCCUAACUGUGCUCAAACCCACGGUUGAGUCCCUGUCAUGCAAACCAGCCAAUCUGUACUGUUGCGCCGGUGUCGACGGCCCUGGCACCAGCAACUACGAUCAAAUUCAGAGCACCGGCACCGACCCGGGUGCUGCCGUCGGAACUAACUGCAAUCGGAUCAAUACAACAACAGGCCAAUGUGACUCGGCUGCAUCCGCACGUGUCUGCUGUUCGGGCAGCUUUGGGGAGAACAAGCUGAAUUGCAGGUAG